AUGAACAAAGCCGUCCAGGGCUGUGACCGCCUGGCCCGCUGGCUCGACCGGCCGCUCUUCCCAUGGAAGCGCCUCGUCGUUGGCUUCUCCCUCGCAGAAUUCGCUCUCGAAAACUGGCUUCUCUUCCGUCAAUACCGUGUCCUCCAACGAACCACUGUCCCCAAGGCCCUUGACAAAGAAAUUGAGAGGGACACAUUCGACAAGUCUCAGGAAUAUGGUCGCGCCAAAGCCAAGUUCAGCUUCAUCUCCGGUCUCUUCAACCAAGUCAAAUCUCUCGCCACGCUCUACUUCAAUGUAUACCCGCUCGUCUGGGCCGCCGCCGGCACCGUCGUCGCCCGCUAUGCGCCCGUCCGCUUCUCUGGUGAAAUCACACAGUCGCUCCUGUUCAUGUACAUGCUGGGAUGGAUCGAUCUGAUUGCUGGUCUCGGAUUCUCCUACUACCACAGCUUCGUGCUGGAGGAGAAGUUCGGCUUCAACAAGAUGACGGUCAAGCUCUGGCUCACGGACAUGGUCAAGGGCCAGGCUCUUGCGAUCGCUUUCGGUGUUCCCAUUGGAAGCGCUUUCCUGUCCAUCAUCAAGGCGACUGGCCAGGGUUUCUUCUACUAUCUAUGGAUGUUUAUGCUGGUCGUUCAGAUUACAGGCAUGACCAUCUACCCGAUCCUCAUUGUGCCACUAUUCAACAAGCUGGAGCCGCUCAAGCCAGGCAAGCUCAAGGAGUCUGUCGAGGCUCUUGCGUCUAAGCUCAACUUCCCUCUCUCAGAGCUACAGGUUAUCGAUGGCAGUAAGCGCAGCGCCCACAGCAACGCAUACUUCACUGGACUCCCCUGGAUCGGUAAGAAGAAGAUUGUUAUUUACGACACAUUGCUGGAGAAGAGCACAGAGAAGGAAGUCGAAGCCGUCCUGGCACACGAACUCGGACACUGGAAGAUGAACCACACCUCGCGACUUCUUUUCAUUAGCCAGGCGCAUCUAUUCUACAUGUUCGCCCUGUUCUCCGUCUUCAUCGACAACCGCUCGCUGUAUGCCGACUUUGGCUUCCACAGGGAACAUCCGACCAUUGUUGGCUUCAUGCUCUUCAACGAGAUCUUGUCGCCCACCGACUCCAUUAUCAAGCUACUCCUCAACAUCUGGACUCGCAGCAUGGAGUACGAAGCCGAUGCUUUCGCCGUGAAGCUCGGGUAUGCGCGCGAACUCGGUGCCUCGUUGAUCAAGCUUCAAAUCCAGAACCUGUCAAGCAUGGAUGCUGACUGGUUCUACUCGAGCUUCCACCACUCGCACCCGAUUCUGACAGAGCGCCUCAAGGCUAUGAACUGGACUGGCGACAAGAAGGUCUCAGAGGAUAAGGCGAAGGACGACGAGAAGCCUGUAAAGGCAGCGGAUCGGGAACUGUAG
This is a messenger RNA of Alternaria alternata, 1392 nucleotides long. RefSeq names its product CaaX prenyl protease. NCBI's taxonomy places the organism in Eukaryota, Fungi, Ascomycota, Dothideomycetes, Pleosporales, Pleosporaceae. Gene Ontology annotation, biological process: CAAX-box protein processing. The transcript has 4 exons. The record is from RefSeq and is a predicted model, not a curated record. The coding region runs from base 1 to 1392 and encodes 463 amino acids. Gene Ontology annotation, cellular component: endoplasmic reticulum membrane. Gene Ontology annotation, molecular function: metalloendopeptidase activity.